AUGGAUCCAGCGGUUCUGAAUGUCCAGGAGACCGGUGAAGGUGAGAAACUGGAGAUCAGUGAAACUGAACGUACUGAAGAGGGAGAGAACCUUACAUUGCAGAGAGCUGAGGAACUGGAACGCCAAUGGCCCUCUCACGACCUUGAGGAACAGAAGAACCUGUCCUCUAGUGUGACUGCUCCUGUACAGGCCCCUGGUACUCCUGGUCCAGAGCACCUGCAGAACAUUCGUCUUGCUCGCCACUCUACUACCAGCGAGAACACUGUGGAGCCACCCAACACGGAUGAACCUGACCAUAACGACCACCAACCUUCAGACAGCCUUAUAAUAGAGUCCCCUGGGGGAAAUGAACAGGCCGCAGCUAUAAUGCAGACCAUAGACGAGUCUAACAACCAAUACCUCCAACCUCCAGACAGUCUUAUAGUACAGAAUCUUAGUGAUGAAAAACUGCCUGUUUUGCAGAUUUUAGGUGAGGCUGCAGAGGAUCCAGUCCUAUCCCAGGGGAAGGAGCUGUCACCUGGGGACCUGGUGCCUGUAGACUCCAUCCUCCAGCCUGGAGACCCAGUCCCAGCCCUGGGGAAACUCCGUGUGGUCAUCAGGAUGAAGAGCAACGACAGCCAGGUCCACAUGGAGGUCACCUCCUGCUGUCUAUCUCCCUCUGCCCAGCUCUACCUCCCCAACUCCACUUGCUGCAUGGUCUCCAGAGCUCCGGUGUGUACCCGUCUGCUUCCCUCUGCUGUCUCCACCUCCACCAGCUUCUCCAUCAGCCUGUUCCAGCUCGUCCACUACUCUGUGACCUACCUGCACUGUGACCUCCUCGUGUGCCCCAGGAACUGCAGCGACUGUGAGAGGAACUGCAUCCAGCAAAGAGAUCCCUCCUCAUCCUCAUUGGGUCCAGAAGCUAUCUCGACCAAUCGGAGGAACCAUAUCUCCUUCGGUCCCAUGAUGAAAGGAGCACAGAACUCGACCUUCGCUCAGGAGAUGGAGCCAGUGGAUCUGCAGUUAGUUCUGGUGGUGGUGGGCCUGGUGGUGGCUGGUUCUCUGGUGACCCUGACCCUGCUGUUGGUGUGGCUGGCCCACAAGCAGAGGAGGCAGAGGCUGGUGGACCCAGAAACCGGGCCUCGCUGUGGAUGCCUCCGCACUGCAGACCUACUGUGACCAAUCAGCACACACCCCAUAAUCCUUCCCGUCAGCCAUUUUUGUCACACGCUCAGAAUGAGAACAACCAAUCAUGUUACCCCGCAAAAUGAGAACGGCCAAUCAUAUGAGCCGGUAGAGAAGAGAGCAACCAAUCCAGCCAUUUGGUGGGUGAACCAGGAAGAGCUUGCAUUGUGUCAGAGCUGCCAGACAAGAUCAGAAGUAACCUAAUCACUCCUCGCUCAGUCGUGACACAGCUGCCCGUGUAUGAUUUCACACCUGCACACAGAUGCUCACAUCUCCAUGGAAACAUGCAGACAAACACAGCAGAAACUAAAGCUGAACACCCGGGGCUGUCUCUCUUUACUUAACUUAAUAUAUGGCAACCGUUUGAAUUCACUUACACUGACAGAUUGCAAAUUGGGAGGCAUUGUAAGAUUGUUUUUUACAGAAUACGCUUCUUGUGCCACUAUGCCACAAAACCCAUUAAAACAUGCCUCGGACGAAGUCUAAUCUCUAAAGAAGACAAUUGCCUGGGAUUAAGGUUAAUCCUGCAGCAGGACUUCUUUAAAACACAGUCUGACGCCUCACUGGCGCUCCAUUCAGUUCUCUAGAUUCAUGCCAGCUUUAUGAUCUCUGGAUUUUAAAUGUUUGAGAAAACCCUGUCAUCCUCUCAGUGAUGCUGGUGGCUUUAUCUAAUUGAAAACCGUACUUGUUUGUUUUUAAUUUCAUAAUUAUAUCCGGGCCAUUUGCUUCUAUACAAAUGGCUGUUGCAUUUUAAAUCAGCAGCCCUCUUAAUCACUUUGGUUACUUCUUUUCUAUGAACAUCUUCGGAGCACUUACUGUAAUAUCAUGCUCCAUUUUACACAAAGCCGCAAUCAUUUGUUCCCUGCAUAA
Molecule: messenger RNA, 2034 nt
Organism: Hypomesus transpacificus
Lineage: Eukaryota; Metazoa; Chordata; Actinopteri; Osmeriformes; Osmeridae
Exons: 5
Coding region: 1-1158 (385 amino acids)
Cellular component (GO): cell surface
Source: RefSeq, a predicted model, not a curated record